Messenger RNA from Scylla paramamosain (green mud crab), 4022 nucleotides. Its product is annotated as zinc finger protein 416-like. Gene Ontology annotation, biological process: regulation of transcription by RNA polymerase II. The coding region runs from base 1468 to 2448 and encodes 326 amino acids. The record is from RefSeq and is a predicted model, not a curated record. The transcript is spliced from 2 exons. NCBI's taxonomy places the organism in Eukaryota, Metazoa, Arthropoda, Malacostraca, Decapoda, Portunidae. Gene Ontology annotation, molecular function: RNA polymerase II cis-regulatory region sequence-specific DNA binding; DNA-binding transcription factor activity.
UAGCAAUAAGGAGUUUCGUCUUAAUUUCAUUGGGUCCUGCUGCUUUUUCAGUCUUUGUCUUUUUUAUCUGGUAUUCUAACUCAAUUUUACAAUCUUCCAUUGGUUUUAUAGUGUUACAGCAGGGGUAUGGGUGCGGGUGGCUGAACUGUUGCAGGUGGCAGCACUGGGAGUGGCGGGAAGAGAGAGACUGAAAGAAAGGAGACGCUUGGCCCGAGAGGAAGCCAGCGUGUGCCUGUCUGUUUGGAAGUGUUUCCCUGCCUGUUGAGUGUCUUGUUGAGUGCCUGUCGUGCCCUGGGAGACUUGUGGUGCCCCUGUGAACUUGUAAAGCAGUGUACUUGCGGAGGAUUUGUCAAUAAACCUAGGAAAUAGUGCCCGUGUUUUCCCCAGUGCCCCGGCCUCGUGUGUGUGUGUGUGUGUGUGCCUUGUCCUGGCGUUCAGUGUGACUUAUUUGAGGCCCCGCUGGUGUUGUUUCUCGACCCGUGCCCUUGUGGAUAACACGCCCGCCCGGAGUGAAGGGUGGGCGCAACAAUAUCAUCAGUGUUUAUCGUGAAUGCUGCAUCCACGUGUUGUCUUGACUGAUAUGCUAUUGUUCAUUCAUUAUUAUCUAUAUUAAUUGAUUUAUUCUCGUAAUACUUCUUGAGUGCAUUUACAUAUUCUUCUUUUAUAUUAUUAUUAUUAUUAUUAUUAUGGUAACACUGCAGGGUUGGACCUCCUCUCUAUUCAUUAAAAACACAUUGCAACGUGAUAGAGUACUUACUAUAGAACAUGUCUGUGAUGUUUUCAAUGUGGGGAAGGCUUUUGUAAGGCCGUAGUAAUUAAAUUAAUAGCGCGCCGCCUCCACAAACUAAGUCCACAAUGAUCUCAAGGAUAUAAGUUAGGUUAGAUUAGUAACCUUAGGGGGGUGUUCAGGACGGGGCGCAGCCCCUCCGGUUAGGUUAGGUUAAGGUUAGGUUAGGUUACUAACCUAACCUUAACCUAACCUAACCCACCACGACACUCUUAGGUGUUAACAUACCUAACCUAACCUAAUGGGGGCCACUGCCCCAUAGGAGUGGCACUUAAUUUGUGAGGGACAGUGGUCAGGGAGCCAGGAGGCUAGAGGGAGUGCAGGCCUGGCCUAGUGUUGCAAGGAAGGGGCAGGAAGCAGGAUGUGUGUUGCAGGCAGGGGCAGUGUGUUGCCUAGUGUUGCAAGGAAGGGGCAGGAAGCAGGGUGUGUGUUGCAGGCAGGGGCAGUGUGUAGCCUAGUGUUGCAAGGAAGGGGCAGGAAGCAGGGUGUGUGUUGCAGGCUGGGGCAGUGUGCAGCCUAGUGUUGCAAGGAAGGGGCAGGAAGCAGGGUGUGUUGCAGGCAGGGGCAGUGUGUUAAGCAGCCCUUGGGCCAGUGUGUGCUGACUGUCACUGUUGUUCCAGGUGCCAGGCAGAGUCCAGGCUGCACGCCCUGCUCACCCGCCAACCAGUCUUGUUGUGUCCAUGGCGUGUGCUGGUGGGAGUGGUGCUGUGGUGGAGGCCGUGAGGCCGGGCAGCAGCAUGAGUGGCCAGCAGCAGCAGCAGCAGCAGCAGCAGCAGCCAGCCUCAGGUGUGGGGAGGCGCAGGCAUGGUGGCAAGAAUCACCUGGAGGCAGGCAGCUCUGUCCACAGAGGAGAGAGCAAGUUUGAGUGCCAGCAGUGUGACAAAACUUUUGUAUCCAAACAAGGCCUUAAGUACCACACCCUGACACACAGUGGUGUUAGAAAUUAUGAGUGUGGUGAGUGUGGGAGGAAAUUUACCCACAAGUUUUCCCUCACCUCACACACCCUGACACACAGUGGUGCUAGAAAUUAUGAGUGUGGUGAGUGUGGGAAGAAAUUUACCCUAAAGGCUUCCCUCAUCAGACACACCCUGACACACAGUGGUGUUAGAAAUUAUGAGUGUGAUGAGUGUGGCAGGAAAUUUACCAGAAAGUCAACCCUCAGCAGACACACCCUGACACACAGUGGUGUUAGAAAUUAUGAGUGUGAUGAGUGUGGCAGGAAGUUUAUUACAAAAUCUGAACUCACCACACACACCCUGAUACACAGUGGUAUUAGAAAUUAUGAGUGUGAUGAGUGUGGCAGGAAAUUUAUUACGAAAUCUGACCUCACCAAACACAUCUUGACACACAGUGGUGUUAGAAAUUAUGAGUGUGAUGAGUGUGGCAGGAAGUUUACCAGAAAGUCUCACCUCAGAAGACACAUCCUGACACACAGUGGUGUUAGAAAUUAUGAGUGUGAUGAGUGUGGCAGGAAGUUUACCAGAAAGUCAACCCUCACCAAACACAUUCUGACACACAUUGGUGUUAGAAAUUAUGAUUGUGGUGCCAGGCAGAGUCCAGGCUGCACGCCCUGCUCGCCGCCAACCAAUCUUGUUGUGUCCAUGGCGUGUGCUGGUGGGAGUAGUGCUGUGGUGGAGGCCGUGAGGCGGGCUGCAGCAUGAGUGGCCAGCAGCAGCAGCAGCAGCAGCAGCAGCAGCCAGCCUCAGGUGUGGGGAGGCGCAGGCAUGGUGGCAAGAAUCACCUGGAGGCAGGCAGCUCUGUCCACAGAGGAGAGAGCAAGUUUUAGUGCCAGCAGUGUGACAGAACUUUUGUAUCCAAACAAGGCCUUAAGUACCACACCCUGACACACAGUGGUGUUAGAAAUUUUGAGUGUGGUGAGUGUGGGAAGAAAUUUACCCACAAGUCUUACCUCACCAAACACACCCUGACACACAGUGGUGUUAGAAAUUAUGAGUGUGGUGAGUGUGGGAAGAAAUUUACCCACAAGUUUAACCUCACCACACACACCCUGACACACAGUGGUGUUAGAAAUUAUGAGUGUGGUGAGUGUGGGAAGAAAUUUACCCGCAAGUCUUAUCUCACCUCACACUCAUUGACACACAGUGGUGUUAGAAAUUAUGAGUGUGAUGAGUGUGGAAAAAGAUUUCCUACCAUUUCUCGUCUCAAUAAACACACCUUCAGACACACUGGCUUGAGGGAGUUCAAGUGUGAUGUUUGUGGCAAGUGUUUCAAGACAAAGGCUGAUAUUGUCAAGCACAUGAGGGUCCACUUCUGAGGUGGUGUGUUGUGUGUGGAUGUGUGGGGCCACACCCAUGCCUGUGGUGGUGGCGGUGGUGGUGGUGUGAGGGAGUAACAGCCCCAGCAGUUGUUUUGUUGGCAGUGCAGGUGUGACCUUCAAUAAAUGUGUGUGUAUGACAUAACGCCAAGUUCUUUUCCGUUUUGAGCGGUGGUGUGUGAGUUCCCUGUGUUUGGUGUUUGGUGCACAGUCGUGGUGGCCACAAGCACCGCCCCCAACACUUGCUUCACUGUAUCUGAGCAGCCGCAUCCCUCACCACCCUGCCAGCCUGUCUUGCGUUCACUGGGUGUCCCUGAGCCGUCGUGCAGACGCUGGGGCACGGCCGUGGCAGUCUUCGGCAAGCACGGGCGUCUGGCGUGGUGGUGUAAGAAUACGCGUCGUGUCUUCUGUAUCAGUUAGGAAGAGCAGGGGACCCAGCACAGAGCCCUGGGGCCCCCUGCCGUGCACCUUCACUCUGCUGGACGCUGCUGCAUGUACUAUUGUGCCUCUACAUGCUGCACCUGCUGGAGGUGUUUCAGUGGUACAAGGACUGUGGCGAGGGUGACACAGGCAGAAUUCUCAGGAUACAAAAAGACAUGUUAUCAAUGUCUGUCAUAUUUCUCUACUUACUUCUUCACUUUGCUGGCCAAGAACACAUUACACUGUACAGUCUUGCUGCUGUAAUGCCAACACACUCUAGCAAAAAAUAAAUAAAUAAAUAAAAAAACUUCAGUAGCCUGGGAAGCAAAAUACAUGAAGAAAAGGGGAAGUGACAACUAGAAAGAAAAAAAAAAAAGGAAAACAAAACUGCUGAACAAAAAAAAAAGUAUUGGAAAAAAAAAGAUUAUUUUGACAGCACACACACACACACACACACACACACACACACACACACACACACACACACACACACACACACACACACACACACACACACACACACACACACACACACACACA